AUGCCCCCCGUCUGGUUCAUCACGGCCGCCUCCUCCGGCUUCGGCCGCGCCAUCGCCCUCGCCGCCCUCCGCCGCGGCCACACCGUCGUCGCCACCGCCCGCAACCCAUCCCGCCUCGCGGACCUCGCCGCCGCCGGCGCCCACACGCUCGCCUUUGACGUGACGUCGCCCCUCCCGGCCGUCAGGGACCUCGCCGCGGCCGUCUUUGCGCAGCACGGCCGCGUCGACUACCUCGUCAACGCGGCGGGCUACAUCCUCGAGGGCGCCAUCGAGGAGGCCAGCCCGGAGGAGGUGCUGGCGAGCUUCGACACCAACGUCUUUGGGGCGAUGAGGACGAUCCAGGCGUUCCUGCCGCAUAUGCGCGCGCAGCCCGUCAGCGCGGAGAACGGAGUCAGGGGCGCCGUGGCUACGUUUGGGAGCCUAGGCAGCUGGCGAGGGGCGCCGAGUGGUGGUGUCUAUGGCAUGACGAAAUGGGCCUGCUCGGCGCUUGCUGAGACGCUCGCCGCGGAGCUGGCGCCGUUCCAGAUCAAGGCGACGGUCGUGGAGCCGGGAUACUUUCGCACGGGGUUCCUGAAUCCCAGCGCGAGGGUGUCGACGAAGGCGAGGAUCGAGGCGUACGAGGACGAGAGCACGCCGACGGGGAUGUCGAGGAGGAGGCUUGCUGUGACGGAUGGGAGGCAGCUCGGGGAUGUGGACAAGGGGGCCGAGGUGAUUGUUGAUGCGCUGACGGGGACGGGGGUUGCGAGUGGCAAGGCGCUGCCUGUGAGGGUGGUGCUGGGGAGUGAUGCGGAGGGGGUCAUCAGGAAUAAGAUGGCGGAGACGGGGAGGAUCUUGGAUGAGUGGAGUGAGGUUAUCAGGAGCACGGAUGCUCCUCUGCCGAACUAG
This is a messenger RNA of Trichoderma citrinoviride, 885 nucleotides long. Its product is annotated as NAD(P)-binding protein. The coding region runs from base 1 to 885 and encodes 294 amino acids. The transcript has a single exon. The record is from RefSeq and is a predicted model, not a curated record. NCBI's taxonomy places the organism in Eukaryota, Fungi, Ascomycota, Sordariomycetes, Hypocreales, Hypocreaceae.